This is a messenger RNA of Cucumis melo (muskmelon), 1309 nucleotides long. RefSeq names its product probable adenylate kinase 7, mitochondrial. The record is from RefSeq and is a predicted model, not a curated record. Gene Ontology annotation, molecular function: ATP binding; AMP kinase activity. Gene Ontology annotation, biological process: nucleobase-containing compound metabolic process. The transcript is spliced from 4 exons. Gene Ontology annotation, cellular component: cytoplasm; mitochondrion. Lineage: Eukaryota; Viridiplantae; Streptophyta; Magnoliopsida; Cucurbitales; Cucurbitaceae. Bases 96 to 986 code for a protein of 296 amino acids.
UCCAACCACUGAACUUCUCAGCUUCAUCAUUCCCCCCCUCCCCCUUCUUCUCCUUCUCUUUUUUCCUUCUUAAACCCUAAACCUUCGACGCCGCCAUGUCCCUCCUCGGGCGUCUCAGCGCGCUGGUGCGCCCACUCCGCAACCGUCGCCACUCUCAGAUCGCUGGAAGAGCGUACGGAUCUGCGGCAGCGCUGGAGGUGGAUUACGAUUACUAUGAGGACGACGAUGAUUUCGAGAGACUGACUGGGGAUCAGAGCCAUGGCAGGGCGAUGGCUGACUCUCGAGGGUGGGUGCCGAAAAGAGGAGUGCAGUGGGUGGUUUUGGGAGACCCUAGGGCGAAGAAGCAUGUCUAUGCAGAAAGGCUCUCGAAGCUUCUUGAUGUUCCUCAUAUUUCCAUGGGAGCCCUUGUUCGUCAGGAGCUUCAUCCUCGGUCUUCCAUCUACCAGCAGAUUGCUAGUGCAAUCAAUGAAGGAAAGCCUGUUUUGGAAGAAAUCAUUUUCAGACUGUUGUCAAAGAGGCUAGAAGAAGGGUAUUGCAAUGGUGAAUCAGGCUUCAUUCUUGAAGGAAUUCCAAGAACAAGGAAUCAAGCAGAGAUUCUUGACCAAAUUGCAGAUAUCGAUUUGGUCAUUAAUUUUAAAACAACUGAAGAGCCUUUGAUUAGAAAGAAUCUAGGUUCUGGAAACUUCUCUGGCUUUCAUGAAUAUAGUACUAUAUGCAGCUCUGGAAGCAGUCAAAAUCUUCAGCCAAAGGACAAAGAGCCGAAAUGCCUUUCUGCUACUACAGAAUAUUCUUGGAAAGAAAUGACAUCUAUGGAGCAGGUUCAGAGGAAGCCAUUAGUGGAGUACUACAGAGGACAAAGGAAACUUGUUGACUUCCAAGUAAGAGGAGCUCCCGGAGAAACAUGGGAAGGGUUAUUAGAAGCAUUACAUCUUCAGCAUAUUAAUGCUCUUAGUUCUUCUUCUUCUACACAGAAGCUAACCACAUGAUUAGCUUUCAAGUUUUGGUUGUUCUGUUUUUUGGUGUUUUUUUCUUUUUAACCAUGCCGGCGUAGUAGUAAAUAUAAAAUGUGAGAGUGUAUUGACAUAACAACAUAAUGCUGGAGUUUUAUCUCCACCAUAUAUAUUGAGUUUUGAAGUUUUGGUUCCACAAAUUUUUGUUUGCUGGAUGCUUUGAAUGAAUGUAAGCAAACCAGUUUGUGAGUUUUGUAAUGUAGAAGUCAGAAAUAAGAGAGAUCCUCUCUUUACUCUUUUAUACUAUAAAGUGUACCUUUCCACUUAUGACUGACAUUAAAUGCCCUUUUUUGUCUCAA